CGCCAUCCACCGGAAAGUAGGCAUGAGGAAGAAGUUAGAAGAUUAUCGAAAGAACAAGGUCGAAUACCUGAAGGAAAUCUCCAUUGAGGUACUAGAAGAAUUCUGUGAACGUGACAACCUUACAAGCAUUGUACAGGACCAGUUCGACGACAUUGACUUCUGUCUGUUAAAACUGCGCAGUUUGGUGCCCCGUAUCAUCGCAGCCGAUGCCAACCUGAUGGAGAGUGUGAAACGAGACCGGGCCAUGGCAACAUUCGAGAAGGACACGUACACUAAAUUGUUCCGUAUAUGCCACAAACUACAGGGCAAGCUGAACCUUUUCCACAUCGAAAGAAUACGGGAGUUUGAGUUCGAUUUCAACGAUCUCCAAGGCUGGAACCCAAUGUCGGCCAUCGCCAGUGGCAGCUUUGCCGAUGUAUACCAUGCCAGUCUGCGGAGACGUGAUGAUGUAGUGCAGAUCGCUUUAAAGGUGUUCAGAGAACAUGUGACACCAGAUACCGUGAAUGACUAUCUCACGGAAGAAACCGCUCUCAGAAAACUGGCAAGCCCUUACGUGGUGGAAUUCCAUGGUUCUGCCUUCAGCACUAAACCACGCAAACAAUUAGCAAUGGCCUUCGAGCUCUGUGUGGGACUCAAAGACUUUAUUUUCAGCUUCGACGACCGAAUUCCAGCCAAACAUGAACCAUGCACCAAAAGCAGGGAAAUUGCGUUUAACUUCAUGAAAGAUUUUUCCAAACAGCUCACAAGGGCACUGGCGUUCGUCCAUGAGAAAGGGUUUAUUCACAGAGAUAUGAAAAUUGACAACAUAUUGGUGGACAACCAGAACAGGGUAAAGCUAGCUGAUUUGGGGUUGACCAAGAGAGACCAAGACAUCACGCAUAGUUUCGUCGGCUCCGUCUAUUACAUGCCGCCGGAGAUGUUAACAGCUAAGAAGUACAACUACAAGGCCGACAUCUACUCGCUCGGUCUGAUCUUCUGGGAGAUGUGGUACGGUGAGUACGCGUACGAAGAUGAAGACAGCAGCAUGCUUGAAUUCAUCAAUAAAAUCAAGGACAAUUACAGGCCGGAUCUGAAGAAGCCAAAUCAACCGUCUUAUGACAUGUGUGAGUUGAUUAAACGGUGUUGGCACCAAGACCCAGAUAGACGUCCAACGGCUCCGGAAUGUCUCGAGGCCGUUGAACGUGUGAAAGACUGAUUUAUACCUCUUCCUGGCAUUCAAUAA
Saccoglossus kowalevskii is the source of this 1222-nucleotide messenger RNA. RefSeq lists its product as uncharacterized. Gene Ontology annotation, biological process: protein phosphorylation. NCBI's taxonomy places the organism in Eukaryota, Metazoa, Hemichordata, Enteropneusta, Harrimaniidae. Gene Ontology annotation, molecular function: protein kinase activity; ATP binding. The record is from RefSeq and is a predicted model, not a curated record.